This is a messenger RNA of Theobroma cacao (cacao), 2634 nucleotides long. Its product is annotated as alpha-L-arabinofuranosidase 1. The record is from RefSeq and is a predicted model, not a curated record. Gene Ontology annotation, biological process: L-arabinose metabolic process. Lineage: Eukaryota; Viridiplantae; Streptophyta; Magnoliopsida; Malvales; Malvaceae. Gene Ontology annotation, molecular function: alpha-L-arabinofuranosidase activity.
GUUAAGGAUAAGCUUUGUUUUAAAAGUCGUUAGCAGUCAACAUGGAAGCACAAAAUCCAGAAGAGGAAAUGAAAUGAAGCAAUACUGGGACGGGCGGAUUCUUAAUGACGAGAAAGAGAUAAGUACAAGCAGUGCCUACCCUGCGGAGCGGGGGGGGACCACACAGAAAUCUUGACUUAAACAAAACAAGUUAACAGUUUGAGUUGCUUGCAAUCUACCACCAUAGCCCAAAUCGCCAAAGCAAAGCAAAGAGAGGAGAGGAGACAAAGAUUGGAAGAUAUAAACAAAUAAAUACGGUCUUGUUUGCUGACGUGAAAGCAAGGCAAACCGAAAACGAUCAAAGCAUGGAUUAGAGUAGUACAAAAACCAAUGUCCUCGGCACUCUCCGUCACUCCCUCCUUCCUUCCUUGACCAGGCAAUGGGUUAUCACAAGGUUCCUUGCAGUGUGCUUUUUCUCUUCCUCUUCAUCAGUGUUUGCUUUUCCUAUCAAUGUUUGGCUGAUGGAGUUGAAGCAAACCAGACAGCUCAGCUGCUUAUAGAUGCUUCUGAAGGUUCAGGCCACCCAAUACCUGAUACACUCUUUGGAAUAUUCUUUGAGGAGAUCAACCAUGCUGGUGCCGGUGGGCUGUGGGCAGAGCUUGUAAGCAACAGAGGUUUUGAAGCUGGGGGAUCUAAUAUCCCCUCAAACAUUUAUCCGUGGUCCAUAAUUGGGGAUGAGUCAUCUUUAAUUGUGUCAACAGACCGCUCAUCAUGUUUUGAACGUAACAAGGUGGCCCUCCGAAUGGAGGUGCUCUGUGAUAGCGAAGGCACUCAUAUCUGUCCAUCUGGGGGAGUUGGUAUUUACAACCCAGGGUUCUGGGGCAUGAAUAUUGAACAAGGGAAAAGCUACAAAGUCGUAUUUUAUGUUCGCUCAACAGCAGCGGUUAAUAUUUCUGUAUCAUUUUCGGGCUCAAACGGGUUGCAGACACUCGCUUCUGCUAACAUAAUAGCUUCUGCUUCUGAUGUUUCAAACUGGACAAAGAUGGAGGUUCUGCUGGAAGCCAAAGCAACAAACCAAAAUUCUAGGCUGCAACUAACAACAACAAAAGAAGGUGUGAUAUGGUUUGAUCAAGUGUCAGCUAUGCCUCUGGACACUUACAAGGGGCAUGGCUUCCGAAAUGACCUCAUUGAAAUGCUUGCAGAUAUAAAACCUCGAUUUAUCAGAUUUCCAGGUGGCUGUUUUGUGGAAGGUGAAUGGUUAAGAAAUGCAUUUCGCUGGAAAGAAAGCAUUGGACCUUGGGAAGAAAGACCAGGGCAUUUUGGUGAUGUUUGGAUGUACUGGACUGAUGAUGGACUUGGUUACUUUGAGUUUCUUCAAUUAGCAGAGGACCUUGAUGCAUUGCCAAUAUGGGUGUUCAACAAUGGAAUUAGUCACAAUGAUCAAGUUGAUGCAUCCACCAUUUUACCUUUUGUGCAAGAAGCCCUAGAUGGUAUUGAGUUUGCUAGAGGUGAUCCGAAUUCUGAGUGGGGUGCUGUUCGAGCUGCAAUGGGACAUCCAGAACCUUUUGACUUGAGAUAUGUUGCUAUUGGGAAUGAGGAUUGUGGAAAAAAGAAUUACCGAGGAAAUUACCUCAAGUUCUAUGAUGCUAUAAGACGUGCCUACCCAGAUAUCAAAAUGAUUUCAAACUGUGAUGGAUCUUCUCACCAGUUGGACCACCCAGCUGACUUUUAUGAUUUUCAUGUUUAUACAUCUGCCAGCAACUUGUUUUCCAUGUCCCAUCAAUUUGAUCAUACAUCACGAACGGGUCCAAAGGCCUUUGUUAGUGAAUAUGCUGUCACUGGAAAAGAUGCUGGCACUGGAAGUCUUUUAGCUGCACUCGCUGAGGCUGGAUUUCUUAUUGGACUGGAAAAGAACAGUGAUGUUGUUCAGAUGGCUAGCUAUGCACCACUUUUUGUAAAUUCCAAUGACAGGCGGUGGAACCCAGAUGCAAUUGUCUUCGAUUCCUAUCAGGUAUAUGGGACUCCUAGCUACUGGGUGCAACAUUUUUUCAUAGAGUCAAGUGGAGCGACUCUUCUUAAUGCAACACUUCAAACAAAUUCCUCUAUGUCCCUUGUUGCUUCUGCAAUUACUUGGCAAACCUCAAAGGAUGACCAAACGUACAUAAGAAUAAAGGUUGUAAACUUUGGGAGCAAUUCAGUGAAUCUCAAAAUUUCUGUGAGUGGGUUGGAUCCAAACUCUGUAAAGCUGUCUGGUACAAAAAUGACUGUUCUCACAUCCACUAAUCUGAUGGAUGAAAAUUCCUUCAAGGAGCCAACGAAGGUCGUACCGACUGAAAGUCUGCUAAAAAAUGCAGACAAGGAGAUGACUGUCCAACUUUCACCACAUUCAUUCACUUCAAUUGAUUUGUUAAAAGAGUCUGUCAGUCUUAGAAUCACAGAAGCUGAUUCUACCUCUGUAUCUUCAAUUUGAAAUAACUAAGCUAUUGAAGUUAUAUGCAAUAAAAAAUGAUCCAUUGAAUAACGAUAAAUCAUUAGCACUAUAUAUGUGCUUGUUGUCUUUGCAUCCCAUCCCUGCAAAGUAUCAGAUGCGCCCAAACUCUGUUGUAAAUAAUUUACUAUGUUGUGUCUAUUUAGUUUCAAGCUUGUUUAUCUAUU